UCCCCACGUUUUUUGUCAUGAGACUUGAUACUGGCAGUGUAAUAGUUAUUAGUGAUAGUCCUGCUUUACGGUUGGCAUUACCAACAGAGAGUCAGUCAAUAAUUUUGGUUCGAAUUUUCAGCAACAAAUGGCCUAUAAACUCGUCGUAGAAUGUCCUAGUGCAGAUCUAAAGGAGGCUACUUUCUUUAAAAAGAUGAGCAGCGUGUGGUGGGACUCGAAGGGUCCGUAUCGUGGUCAGUAUCUUUACGAUUCAGCGGUAGUACCUUACAUGGUGGAAGAAAUUGCUAGCUCUGGGAUGCUCAACAAAAAAUAUGAUGGAAGUUCGAAACCGUUUACAGGACUGAAGAUUUUAGAGGUGGGGUGUGGAGGUGGAAUUGUGUGUGAAAUGUUGUCGAAAUAUGGUGGUGAUAUCACCGGGCUUGACAUAAACAGGUGUGUUUUGGAUGUUGCGAAAGAACACCUAAAUCGCGCCGAUCCAAAGAUUACGAAUAUAAACUACAUUUUGCAAUCUGCAGAAGAUCACUGUUUAAGUAAUGCUGAGAAAUACGACGUGGUCAUAUUAAACACUGUUAUUCAACACGUGGUUGAGAAAAACACACUACUGAAAAGUUGCGUGCGCUGCCUAAAACCAGGUGGUUCAAUACUCAUAAGUGGAUUUAGUCAAACAUGGAUGGCCUGGUUUGUGUUGAUAAUCUUAUCCGAAUGGUUGGGUUGUACACCUGUGGGUACUUCCGAUUGGAGUAAAUUGAUUACACUUGGAGGUCUUAAAAAUAUGAUGAAGCGGUAUAAGUGCAAAUUAGUCGCUUCCAAAGGCAUAUCUCAUAAUGUCUUCGCCGAUACUUGGACAAUAAGCAAAUGCCAGUCGAUGUGUUAUGCUGCGCGCUUCGUUAAACAAGAAUGAAAUAUUGAGUACCCUAUAAGUACUCCAUAGGCACCAUAGUUACAAUCAUUAAAAUGUUAUGCCCGUAGUCGCAAUUAACUAAUUAUUUUACAAGGGAUAGAAUUCCCUACCCCUAUUUUCAUACUGUCCAAAUCGGGUUAAAGACAAACCUAACAAAGAGAAUACCUCAGAGGGCUACAUGUGCAGAAAAAUAUGGUGUUCUCAUGCCAUCGUCGUUGGAAUUGCUGGACGCUACAAAAGAAAAUCACGCAAACACUUAAUUGAUAUACAUAAAUUUGAUGACGCCCCCCUCCCCCCCUCCACAUAUUAUAGCCUAUCAAGGUCCGUCAGAAGUAAAGAUAAAGUAGUUUUCUUAAAGUCGACGUCACGUUCAUGCGUUUAUACACCGAUUUGUACGGACAAUUCGUUGUCAAUAAAAAUUUUGCUUUU
This is a messenger RNA of Photinus pyralis (common eastern firefly), 1330 nucleotides long. RefSeq names its product ubiquinone biosynthesis O-methyltransferase-like. Lineage: Eukaryota; Metazoa; Arthropoda; Insecta; Coleoptera; Lampyridae. The transcript is spliced from 3 exons. The record is from RefSeq and is a predicted model, not a curated record. Gene Ontology annotation, biological process: ubiquinone biosynthetic process. The coding region runs from base 128 to 901 and encodes 257 amino acids. Gene Ontology annotation, molecular function: 2-methoxy-6-polyprenyl-1,4-benzoquinol methyltransferase activity.